CUCGCUUCCACCCCCUCCCCUCUUGGUCUUGGGCCUCAUUCACGCUUCCCUGGGCUUGGGGAGGGGGCGGAGGCCUGGAGUGACAAGCGGCCCCGGCUCCCGUGGGUGCCGUACACCUGUUGUUUGCAGCAGCCUGCGACCCGCACUGCCGCUCUCGGAGGGCCGGGAAGCAGCAGCGGCGGAGCCGACCCGGCAGGUGGCCGCGGGCGGGGCAGGCGAGCAAAAGUGCGCGGGGGCCCGACCACCGCGGGGCCGGGAAGCGAUGGCGGCGGCGGAGCCCGCGAGCUCCGGCCAGCAGGCACCGCCAGGGCAGGGGCAGGACCAGCGGCCGCAGCCGCAGCCUCCGCAGGCGCAAGCUCCCCAGCCGCCGUCGCAGCAGCAGCUUGGGGGCGUUGGGGGCGGCAGCAGCAGGCACGAGAAGAGCCUGGGGCUGCUCACCACCAAGUUCGUGUCGCUGUUGCAGGAGGCCAAGGACGGCGUUCUGGAUCUCAAAGCGGCUGCUGAUACUCUGGCUGUGAGGCAAAAAAGGAGAAUUUAUGAUAUUACCAAUGUCUUAGAGGGAAUUGACUUGAUUGAAAAAAAGUCAAAAAACAGUAUCCAGUGGAAAGGUGUAGGUGCUGGCUGUAAUACUAAAGAAGUCAUAGAUAGAUUAAGAUAUCUUAAAACUGAAAUUGAAGAUCUAGAACUGAAGGAAAGAGAACUUGAUCAGCAGAAGUUGUGGCUACAGCAAAGCAUCAAAAAUGUAAUGGAUGACUCCAUUAAUAACAGAUUUUCCUAUGUAACUCAUGAAGACAUCUGUAAUUGCUUUAAUGGUGAUACACUUUUGGCCAUUCAGGCACCUUCUGGUACACAACUGGAGGUACCCAUUCCAGAAAUGGGUCAGAAUGGACAAAAGAAAUACCAGAUCAAUCUAAAGAGUCAUUCAGGACCUAUCCAUGUGCUGCUUAUAAAUAAAGAGUCGAGUUCAUCUAAGCCCGUGGUCUUUCCUGUUCCCCCACCUGAUGACCUCACACAGCCUUCCUCGCAGUCCCUGACUCCAGUGACUCCACAGAAAUCCAGCACGGCAACUCAAAACCUGCCUGAGCAACAUGUCUCUGAAAGAAGCCAGACUCUGCAGCAGACAUCUGCUACAGAUAUAUCUUCAGUAGGAUCUAUUACUGGAGAUAUCAUUGAUGAAUUAAUGUCUUCUGAUGUGUUUCCUCUCUUAAGGCUUUCUCCUACCCCGGCAGAUGACUACAACUUUAAUUUAGAUGAUAAUGAAGGAGUUUGUGAUCUGUUUGAUGUCCAGAUACUAAAUUAUUAGAUUCCAUGGAAACCUGGGACUGUUAUCUACCUCUAACUGUAUAACAUUUUAGACUUCUUAAUAACCUAAGUAUUUAAAAUAAUGAAUGUAACACCUUUUUAGUUCACUGAUUCUGAAGUGUUCUUCCCUAAUACUUUCUUUACUUCACAAAACUUCAACCAUAAAAACAAAGGGCUCUGAUUGCCUUAGGGGAUAAGUGAUUUAAUAUCCACAAACCUCCCCACUCCCAAAAGUAACUAUAUUCUGGAUUUCAACUUUUCUUCUAAUUGUGAAUCCUUCUGUUUUUUCUUCUUACAAGAGGAAAGUUAAAGGACACUAUAGGUCAUCACAAACAAGUUGGCCAAGGGCUCAUUACUUGUUUGUCUUAUAUUUUUACUGCCGCCAAACUGCCUGUAUUUUUGUACGUCCUUCUAUCCAAACAGACAUUCACUGCCACUUGUAAAGUGAAGGAUGUAAACGAGGAUAUAUAACCGUUUCAGUGAACAGAUUUUGUGAAGUGCCUUCUGUUUUAGCACUUUAAGUUUAUCACGUUUUGUUGACUUCUGACAUUCCACUUUCCUAGGUUAUAGGAAAGAUCUGUUUAUGUAGUUUGUUUUUAAAAUGUGCCAAUGCCUGUACAUUAACAAGAUUUUUUAAAAUAAAAUUGUAUAAAACAUUUAA
Molecule: messenger RNA, 1963 nt
Organism: Callithrix jacchus (white-tufted-ear marmoset)
Lineage: Eukaryota; Metazoa; Chordata; Mammalia; Primates; Cebidae
Gene: E2F5
Product: E2F transcription factor 5
Biological process (GO): regulation of transcription by RNA polymerase II
Cellular component (GO): RNA polymerase II transcription regulator complex
Molecular function (GO): protein dimerization activity; RNA polymerase II cis-regulatory region sequence-specific DNA binding; DNA-binding transcription factor activity, RNA polymerase II-specific
Source: RefSeq, a predicted model, not a curated record